AUGGAUAUAAAACGCUCGCCGGUGUACUAUGAAGACUUUCCGGCCCAUGAUAGUAUAUAUGCUGCAUCCGGCCAGGAUGGAUUAAAUACAGCUACUACCAUCAGUCACACGGCUGGAAGCAGAAGUGGGAGAGUUGAAGUCGAAGCCAGCGCCGGGGGUCAUGGCUUCAUCGGCCACAAUUACUCCGGACAUAGUAUGAACCUGAACACGCAAAGGAGGGACGAUGCCGAUGGUGAUGGCGAGUACGAUUAUGGCGUUGCGAGCUACGGCACCAAUGGUGGCAACUAUGCCGAAGGCGAUUCGGCGAACAUGUCAGCUAGGGGCAGAAGCAAACCCGGACAAGGGGAGCAGCUGCCUCGCAUAAGCCACCCCAGUAACAGCAGCAACAGCAACGACAACAAUUCUGCGACCCAAAGCGUCAGCAGUGUCAGUAGCAGUAAUGGGUAUGUUUCUGCGACGCCCGGUGGUGGCAAUUCUUUUAGCUACAACGGAAGCAGUACAGAAAACGGCUAUAGAAAUGGCAGUUCUGAACUUCCAGACACCAAUGCCAACGACGACAGCUCGCCUACGGAGCCAACUGCCGCAGCAGCUGGUGGUCGCAGGGUGACGCGGCCGCUAUUGUCCAAGAAGAACACCGGAUCUUCGUCCCUGAUGUCGAUCCCGAACAUUGCCGAUCGCGGCAUCCUCAAUGCGAAAAACGAAUCUCAAGGCUCCGUCGCCCUCUCCACGGGACUGCUUGCCAAUGCUCCUUACUCCGGAUCCACUGCAUCAAACGUCUUUGGAAUUGGGUCUGAGCAUCCCUUUGCCAACUAUUGGACCUGCGAGGGCGGGUUGCCCGAGGUCAUCUCCGUCUUGCCUGACAAAGGGCAGUGCGACAUGCUUCUCGUUCGCUACCUUGAAUGUGUGGACCCCGUCUAUCCCAUGAUUGACAGGCGAUAUUUCUACCACGACCUAGAGCAGUUCUGGGCGCUAGGACCGGACGACAGAGCUCGUGUUGAUCCUGCCUUCGUUGGCGUGCUCUUCGCUAUGCUCGCCAUAGGCACUCAAUUUGUCACCGCUACUACAUAUAGCGAACGAAAGCAAACUUCGGAGUUUUACGCGUCAGCAAGCAACCAGGCGUUACGUAUUAGCUGCUACCUCAGUUCUGCCUCUAUCCGCUCUAUUCAGGCUAUGGUCUUGGUUACCUACUUUCUCAUCAACGACAACCAUGCUUCUGAUGGCUGGGCAUUUGCCGGCAUUCUUAUGCGACAGGCUUGUGCCAUGGGCCUGCACCGGGAUCCGAAUAUAGUGGCCCCAAAUGCAAGUCCAUAUGAGAAGCAGCAACGCCGGAAGCUGUGGCAGGCAGUUCUGUUGCAAGACACCUUCCUGACUAUUCUUCUGUCGCUUCCACCAACAGCAACACACACGGACGUCAAUGUGGAAGAGCUAGAGGAGGAAGAGAGCGUGGAUCCGAAUUACGAUACCAGCGUGACUGAUACGGCCUAUAUUAGAGGCUCCUGGACUCUGGCAAACUUGGUCCAAGAAGUCAUAAGUAGCCCACGGUCGCUUGACGUUCCGAUCUGCACCACGACACGCCACAAGUCUAAGCUGGUCGCGGACUUUCGAGCGAUAUACCGCAGCUUUCCGGACAUUUUCCGCAGCUGGGAUCCAGAAUCGCUGACCCAACUUUCUCGAACCAACAAGCGGGUUGUGCGCCAGACGUUGUUUCUGAGCAGCAACUACUUCCACAACCUGAUGUUGGUGCAUGCAUCUGAGUCUCCCGACGUGCCUGUCAACGUGCGCGGUACUCUCGAGGCGGCACACGACGCCAUCACGUCAUUUUUCGUGCUCUUCAAGCUCUUUCGAGACGAGGCCAGAGUCUGGUGGGUGUUCAACCACCGUGCCUUUUUGGAGGCCUUGUGCAUAGGCGGUGUCUUGAAAGAGGCCGUUUACAAGAACGAAAAUGGGACUGCAGGUGUUGCAAAGGACCCGUUAUACGCACGCGCCAGAGCGGACAUCGCCAAAAGGCCCGGCAGUCCGGCAGCAGUCCACCAGCAAGCAGCCCACCGGCAGCCCACCUACGGAGUAGACAAAAACGCGCACAGGCACAUGUACGCAAGAGAAUACAAGCAGAUGAUUAUUCGGACGCCGGUUCCGUCGGCAGCGGCGGCGUCAGCUGGGAUCGCCACAGCUGCACCGUGGCGCGCGCUCUUUCUGGAACACCUGGCGCAGAUGCCAGCACCGUUGGGUGCCGUCAGCACUCUACACCCCGGCGAGGCGACAGUGACGCCGCGGGUUCGCCACUGUGUGUGUCGUGGGCUGUGGGCGUCUCUGCCGGACAAUGCGCGCAACCCGGCGCGACGCAACCCUGCGGGCGUCUACGAGAGCGACCUGCCCGUGUUCACGACGGACGCGCGCAUGGCCAAAGCAUGGGAGCUGUCCGCAUCAGCGCCAGCGUCCACAUCAGUGCCAGCAGGAAGCGGCCACGGUGGCGGGCCGGUCGAGGCGGUGUGGUGGUCUGGGGCAGCCGGGACGCAGUGGCGGGUGCGCGGACGGGCCUGGCUGCUGGGGCCGGACGCGGAGGAUGCAGGCGGAGCUGUGGCACGAGCGGCCAUCAGCCAGCGGAUGCGUCGUGUGGCAGGAGAGGGAGGAGAAGACGACUGGAGCUGGGCGCGAGAGGUGACAGGGCAUUUUGGCAACAUGAGUCCCGGUAUGCGAGGCAGCUUCCGGAAUCCGGCUCCGGGCACGGCACGAUUGGACGAGGACAGGGGACUGGGCAAGCCGGUGGACGAUGACGACCUGGAAAACGCAGAGGCGCGGGCCAACUUCCGGGUGUGCGUGAUCGUGCCGGAGGAGGUGGACCAGACGGACCUGUCGCGCGGAGACGAUCCACGGCGAUGGCUGUAUACGUACGUGGGAGCGGGGGGUCAGGCGGUGCACAAGGGCGGCGUGGUGGAGGGGGCGUGGGAGAAGCUGGAGGUAUGGCCGUGA
Molecule: messenger RNA, 2970 nt
Organism: Grosmannia clavigera kw1407
Lineage: Eukaryota; Fungi; Ascomycota; Sordariomycetes; Ophiostomatales; Ophiostomataceae
Product: zn 2cys6 transcription factor
Exons: 4
Coding region: 1-2970 (989 amino acids)
Biological process (GO): DNA-templated transcription
Cellular component (GO): nucleus
Molecular function (GO): zinc ion binding; DNA binding; FMN binding
Source: RefSeq, a predicted model, not a curated record